GGUGGGACAGGCGGGGAGAUCAGUGGGAGUUUGCUGUGUAAUGGCGGCCUCGGUGUUGCUCUCUGCGGAAAGCACCGUGCCCGCUUUCGCUGUCGGUAAUCCCGGUGCGGCCGGGGCCGCCGCUAACGGACUAUCCGUGCCGGGACCCGCGUCCUGGAACCGGUCUCUGGACCGAGCUUUGGAGGAGGCCGCGGCCACCGGCAGCCUGAAUCUCAGCGGCAGGAAGCUGAAGGAGUUUCCGCGGAGCGCCGCCAACCACGAUCUGACCGACACCACCCGGGCCGACCUGUCCCGGAACAGGCUGUCGGAGCUGCCAGUGGAGGCCUGCAUGUUUGUGUCGCUGGAGAAUCUGAACUUGUACCAGAACUGCCUACGCUCGCUACCUGAAAGCUUGAUCAAUCUACAGGCCCUUACGUACCUGAAUAUCAGUCGGAACCAGCUGUCCACCCUGCCCGCUCAUGUGUGCAGUCUGCCUCUGAAAGUGCUGAUUGCCUGCAACAACAAAUUAGUGUCCUUGCCCGAAGAGCUCGGCCAACUCCGUCAGCUCACUGAACUGGACGUGAGCUGUAAUGAGAUCCAGACUCUGCCUUCCCAGGUCGGCCAGCUCGAAACUCUGCGGGAUCUGAACAUCCGCCGAAACCACCUUGUUCGCCUGCCUCCUGAAUUGGCUGAGCUGCCACUGGUGCGCUUAGAUUUCUCCUGUAACAAGGUGACAUCAAUCCCAGUAUGCUACCGCAACCUACGGCACCUCCAGAGCAUCGUGCUGGACAACAAUCCUCUCCAGAGCCCUCCUGCACAGAUCUGUAUCAAGGGGAAGAUCCACAUAUUCAAGUAUCUGAACAUGGAGGCCUGCAAAAUAGCUCCAGACCUCCCUGACUAUGACAGACGACCGCUUGGCUUCGGAUCUUGUGUGGACGAGCUGUAUCCAGGCCGGCCGUACGGAGCUCUGGACUCUGGGUUUAACAGUGUGGACAGUGGAGACAAGAGAUGGUCUGGCAAUGAGCCCUCUGAUGAGCUGUCGGACCUGCCGCUGAGAGUGGCAGAAAUAACCAAAGAACAAAGACAAAGGAGAGAGAGGGAACGGGACGAGCACAGGCCAGGCUCGCUCCUGGCCAAUGGAACAUUGGAGACAGAGCUUGAGCAGAUAGACUUUAUUGACAGCUGCACAGGAGAGGAAGAUGAGGAGGAUGGAAGAAGUCGAGGAGGGGAGCCAGUCAGCCUUAGCUCCCAGUUUAUGGCAUAUAUUGAAAGACGAAUAACCAGAGAGGGUUCGCCAGUUAAGGCCAGCUACUCCAGAGACGGUAGAACUGAUGAUUCCAGACGCCAGGGGUCCUUACACAAUCGUGCAACAGACACAGCCGGCACUCUGUCCUCCCCAACUCAUAAUCAGCGGCAGAUAUCGGGCUCUGGCUUGGGGUUGGAGCGCAUGCGGAGAGAAGCCCAGCUCGCAGCUCAGCGGUACGAGGAGGAAAGACAGAAAGCGAGAACAGCACAGAGAGACGCUGUUAGGAGUUAUGUGAAGCAUAAAUCAACUCAGAGUCCCACUAAACUCAGCCCUACAGACAGUGAGACCCUGUACCCCUCCAGACGCUCCACCCAUACAGAUGACUCCGCCCUCUUUAUGAGUGAGUUCGAGCCCUUAAUGGUGUUUGAAAUAGACAUAGACACCAACACUAUAAAGAAGAGGCCAGGCCCUCCUAAGCAGUCAGUCACUGGUAACCCAGUGGAUGGGUGUGUGUCUCCCACCGCAGACACUGGCACCUCUUGCAACUCACUGCAGCAAGGAGAAGAACGUGCCUCGCUCUCCCCAACAGCCCUCCAGUCACCUACUUACCCCAGCCCUGCUGCCCCAUCUGCCUGCCGCGGAGCCAACCAGCGUCCUGAGAGCUUUCUCUUCCGCCUCAGCCAAAGAGAGGACAAAAAGAGAGGAGAAUCAAGGCCUGAAGAAGCGACUCCUACACCAUCUCCAGUUUCGGGUCCCACAGGAGAAGAAGCUGAAAUGGUGGAGCAUCUGAGAAAGAACAUUGAGUCUCGGUUGAAAGUGUCCUUGCCCAGUGACCUCGGGGCUGCCUUGACGGACGGGGUUGUGCUGUGUCACCUGGCUAAUCACGUCCGGCCUCGAUCAGUACCCAGCAUCCACGUGCCCUCACCUGCAGUGCCCAAACUGACGAUGGCCAAGUGUCGGAGGAAUGUGGAGAAUUUUCUGGAGGCGUGUCGCAGAAUUGGGGUCCCUCAGUCCCAGCUGUGUCUGCCCCUCCACAUCCUGGAGGAGAGGGGUCUGCCUCAGGUGGCCGGGACGGUGCAAGCUCUUCUGGAUCUGGCCCCACCGAAACACACACCCUCACCCAGCACAGCCCCAGCCAACCCCAUCACUGCCUGAACCCUCGCCAUUUAGGACCUCCACACACAGACAGACACACACAUAUACAUACACACAUAUAUACAUACACCCACACACACAGACUCUCAGAUCUGUUCCCGUGUUUUAUUGGAGAGCUGUAGAGACCUCUACACCCCAUCACUGGACCACUGGACCACUGGUCCGCUGGUCACCUCCCACCUGCUCUGACCACACACACACACACAGCACCGGCUGACCCUCACAGCUAACCAGCUAACGGAGGAAGAGGAACAGGAAGAAGAAGUGUGAAAAAAAGACUGUGGAAACAAAAGAGGAGUGGAAAGUCGCUGAUGUCCGAUUGCUGCACACACUCAGAACCAGCAAGCGUGAGAUUCACUAGAUAGAGAGAUUAUUCAUUUUCUUUUUGUCUUUCCUUUUUUUUUCCAGCUGUAAGUUGUCUAUUACAUCAUAAUUAUUAUUAUUAUUAUUAUUAUUAUUAUGAUGGUUAUCUCUCUAAGCGAUUCUUUUGUUUUUGCACCAUAUGAUUAUUAUUAUUAUUAUUAGAAUAUAACAUUAUUAUAUAAUUAUUAUUAUUAUUGAUCAUGACUGGGGCAUGUCAGAUAUUAUUAAUCAGGGUGAGUAUUGAAGUUAAUGCGAUUGUCAUCUGCCUUUUUUUCCACUGCAGGACCGAAAAGUUCUAAGCUCCCAUGAUGGCAACAGUUCACGUAAUACUAACAAGCAAAUUUAGCUAGCUAACUGUACUUUGGGUCACAUCACCGAUCCAUGGGAAGCCUUAAUAAUCUAUGGAUCUGUUAAUAGACAAGAAUGAGGUCCAUAGUUGGUGUGCUGGCAAUGGGGACGAGGCCUGUAGCCAGUUUUCUUACUUGCUAACACCACAGUUGCAAAUUGGGACUAGGCCCUAAGCCUGUGUGCUAAUGUUGCAAUAGUGAUGUGGGACAAGACUGGAGUGAUAUGGGACAAGGCCCAUAGUCAGUGUGCUAACGUCACCAUAGCGAUGCUGGAUUAGCCUUGUAGUGAUGUGGGACCAGGGCCAGUGUGCUAAAGCUGUAAAAGCAAUGUUGGGCAGGGACGCUAGUGAUGUGGGAUUUGGCCCAUAGCCAACAUGCUAACACCACAGUUGCAAUUUGGGACUAGGCCCAAAGCCUGUGUGCUAAUGGUGCAAUAGUGAUGUGGAAAAGACUGGUAGUGAUAUGGGACCCCCAUAGACAGUGUGCUAAUGUCACUGUAGCAAUGCUAGGAUGGAUGUGCUAUAGCUGUAGAAGCAAUGUUGGACAGUGCCGUUAGGGAUGUGGGAUGUGGCCCAUAGCCAGCAUGCUAACACCACAGUUGAAAUUUGGGACUUGGCCCAAAGCCUGUGUGCUAAAUUUGCAAUAGUGAUGUGAGACAAGGCCAAAAGUCACUGUGCUAAUGUCACCAUAGCGAUGCUGGAUUAGUCUUGUAGUGAUAUGGGACCAGGGCCAGUGUGCUAAAGCUAUAGAAGUAAUGUUGUACAGGGCCGCUAGUGAUGUGGGAUGUGGCCCAUAGCCAACAUGCUAACACCACAGUUGUAAUUUGGGACUAGGCCUAAAAACUGUGUGCUAACAUCACUGUAGCAAUGCUAGGGCCAGGGUGCUAAAGCUGUAAAAGCAAUUUUGGACAGGGUCGGUAACAAGGUGGAAUGUGGUCCAUAGCCAACAUGCUAACACCACAGUAGCAAUAUGGGACUAGGCCUUUUGCCAAUGUUCUAGUGUUGUGAUAGUGAUGUGGGGCUGGUCUGUAGAAGGCAUGCUAACGAUGUAGUAGUUAUAUGUAAUGAGGCCUGUAGGCGGUGUGCUAAAGUUUCAAUAGAGAUGUGGGACGAGACCAACAGACUGUGUGCUAACGAUAAGAACUGAUAUGGGUUGAGGCUGGUAGCCAGUAUCCUAAUGCCACUGUAGAAAUGUGCAACAAGCCCCAAAGAGAGUGUGCUAACACUGCUGUAGUGAUGCUGGAUGAACUUAGUAGUGAUGUUGGACUGGGACUGGUGUGCUAAAGCUGUAGUGGCAAUGCUGGCAGGGUCGGUAAAAAAGUGGGAUAAGGCCCAUAGUCAACAUGCUAACAGUGUAGGAGUGAUAUUGGACGAGGCCUAUUGCAACCAUACUAUUGCCACUGUAGCUUUAUGGGAUGGGGUAGCCAGUGUGAAAACUUGCAGUCAAGAAUUUCUUCAGUGAGUCAUCCUGUUUAAAGUGCCAACACCAUUGGCUGACGGCUGCAUGACUGGUCUAACUGAUCCAUAUAGGCACGAAACGAAGCGCUACUACACGCCGUGCCCUUACUGACCUGUAGUCCUGCAGUGGAAAAGAGUCAAUAGAGUGACACAGAUCAACACUAUCUCCUCCACUAUCAUAGAAGAUGGAUAGAUAGUGCUGCACUGGGUCAAAAAAGAUGGUUAAUAUAAAAUACACUAAUUUUAGGCAUUAGAAUAAUGUAAGCUGCACCUCUAUAGUAGGACAGUGAUCCUCGUUUUAAAGGUAAACAUGUUAAUGUUGCACAAGACAUUGAUCAGAAAUGAUGUACGUAUAUAUAAAUAUAUAUUUUGACACAGGGGGGUGCUGUCUCGCUGUAUCUUCAAGCUGCAUGGACACUUCAUUAAAUUACACUUACAGUAGAGCCCUGCUGGUUUAGCGCAACUUAUAACUUAGUUGAUAGCUGAAACGCAGGCGGUUUAUUUUAGUAUGUUAAAGUGAUACAGCGACGCACUAUUACUGGGGUUGGAGACGUGAACACUGUUAAAGAUUGAAACACUUAUUUACAGCCUUGUUUUGCAGUUGCUGGUCUUAGGGUCUCUAAGGCUAUUCAUACACAUUCACACAGCAGGUAAAAGUGGCCUGAGUUCGGUUUUCUCACUAAUUCUGAUGUUUGUUUUGUUAAUAGUCUGUUUACACUACUUUUUUAAUCUGACAUUUGUCUGAAGUGUGCACUGUAUUAAUGACGUGCAUACACACAAACAGGCUAAGGUCUAUGGCUCAAGGUCUGUGGCUAUUGGCUAUUGGCUAUUUCUAUGGGCUUUGGCUAAGGCUAUUGGCCCUAUUCACACAACAUUUUUAAAAAGUGCAUAUUCGGCCACAGGAACUGUUAUUUUGCGUUCUUAAUUAUUUAAGCUGAGGUUUGAGCUGUGGCCACAUUCAAACAUUUCGUCAGCAACAAAGCGCUGUUGUGACUGAAGCCAACUUAUUUUAUUGGAACAAAGACAUCAGUCCAAAUAUUUCAGAGGUCUGUUGCCUUGUUAUUUCGCCACUAAAACCCUCAAUUACACAUCGUCCAGUUUCCUUUCUCCUCAGUACCUUUUUUUUCCCCCUCUAUCUCUGUGAUGUCCUAUGUUUUAGUAAAAACGCUAUUUGAUAUUUGACCUCAUAUCAAUAAUGUAUUUUUAACAAAAGCGAUAUGAUAUUUUGGCCCACCUCUGUUCACAUUACCUUUUUAAUCUGACUUUUUUUUUUAAACCAUUUUCUACCCAGUUUACAUGGUCAGUUACACAAACCACUCAUUAGGACUCUCCCUAUCAUUAGUGACACCAAGACGAGGAGGGUAAAGACUAGGUAGCACAUGCCUCUUCCGAUACAUGUUAAGUCCGCCACCGUGAACAAAACUGAUAUAAUAUAUUUUGGUCCACCUCUAAUUCAAAUUUAAAGGAGAACUCCGGUGUAAAAUUGACUCUGGGUGUAGUAAAACAUGCUAGAGUACUAAUCUUUGUUGAAUAUCCCACCUCUGUUCUCCCACAGCUUUCCGAGAUCUGGUCAUUUUUUACAGGUUGUCAAAACAUGCUUUACAAUGGAUGAUAUGUAAGCAAAGUAGCUCCACACCUUAUUGGUAGGAUUAAUUAGUUAAUUAAAAAACACUGAUUGCAACCCAAAGCGUAAGGUAAA
Molecule: messenger RNA, 6246 nt
Organism: Astyanax mexicanus (Mexican tetra)
Lineage: Eukaryota; Metazoa; Chordata; Actinopteri; Characiformes; Acestrorhamphidae
Gene: lrch3
Product: leucine-rich repeats and calponin homology (CH) domain containing 3
Exons: 22
Coding region: 41-2380 (779 amino acids)
Molecular function (GO): protein binding
Source: RefSeq, a predicted model, not a curated record